UUGUUAAACCAAUUCGCAUCCACCCCUUAUUCCUCUCUCACUAAGCGCGUUUAUGGCAGAAGAAGGAUCCGCUGAGAUACGAGGAAGAAGCGGCAGAGAUCGCAACCACCUAACCGCCGCCAAUCUCUAGACGAUCGAUAACGAUGGGGAAGGGUCCCUUAUCGUUCCGCCGUCUUUCGAGCAUCCGCCGCCGGAAGAAAGGCUCGUCGGUGAAGGACGAUCCCAACCAAACGUCGAAUCCUUCGUCUCCGCCUCCUCCUUCUCCGAUCAACGCGGGGGGAUCGGUCGCGCAGGCUGGUGCGGCGACGGGGAAGGUGAAGAAGAAAGCCGGAGGAGCGAGGCUGUGGAUGAGGUUCGAUCGCACGGGAGCGAUGGAAGUUGUGGAAUGCGAUAAGAGCACAAUCAUCAAACGCUCUUCGGUUCCCGCUAGGGAUUUGAGGAUUCUCGGCCCUGUCUUCUCUCACUCCUCCAACAUUCUCGCGAGGGAGAAAGCUAUUGUUGUUAACUUAGAGGUUAUCAAGGCGAUCGUUACUGCAGAAGAGGUGUUGCUGUUGGAUCCUCUCCGCCCCGAGGUUCUUCCGUUUGUUGACCGGCUUAAGCAACAGUUUCCUCAGAGGAAUGCGUUGGAAGCUACUCCAGUUCUUCAGUCUUUGCUUGAUCCGGAAGCUGGAGAGGGGUUGCAGAGUGAGCUUCCUUUUGAGUUUCAGGUCCUCGAGAUGGCUCUGGAGGUUGUCUGCUCUAUCGUUGAUAGCAGUGUGGCAUCGCUGGAGACGGAUGCGUGGCCUGUUCUUGAUGAACUCACCAAGAAUGUCAGCACUGAGAAUCUUGAAUACGUAAGGAGUUUGAAGAGUAAUCUCACCCGCUUGCUAGCCCGUGUUCAAAAGGUGAGAGAUGAACUUGAACAUCUGUUAGAUGACAAUGAAGACAUGGCAGACUUGUACUUGACAAGGAAAUGGAUCCAGAACCAGCAAGCUGAGGCAAUGCUCGAGGGGACACUAUCCGUUGUCCCACCGCAUAACACAUCGAAUCUUCACCGUCUCACAUCAAACAGAAGCGCGAGCAUGGUGACGAGCAACAUGGAUGAAGACGACGUGGAGGAUCUGGAGAUGUUGCUGGAAGCAUACUUCAUGCAGCUAGAGGGAAUGAGGAACAAGAUUCUUACCGUGAGGGAAUACAUCGACGACACGGAAGACUACGUGAACAUACAGCUGGACAACCAACGUAACCAGCUGAUCCAGCUGCAGCUGAUUCUGACCAUGGCCUCGUUUGCGAUAACCGCAGAGACGUUGUUGGCCAGCUUGUUCGGGAUGAACAUACCAUGUCCGUUGUAUAACAUAAACGGCAUCUUCUGGUACUUCGUGUGGAGUAUCACUGCGUUUUGCUUUGUGCUCUUCAUGGUCGUUCUUGGUUACGCCAGGUGGAAGAAGCUGCUUGGCUCAUAAUCUCUCUCUUUCUCUAUGGACCACUAAUGUAAUAAAACCCCAUAAGACAUGCUCUUUUAGUGAUUAAUAAAAGUUAAUUUGGCUAGA
This is a messenger RNA of Raphanus sativus (radish), 1529 nucleotides long. RefSeq names its product magnesium transporter MRS2-4. Gene Ontology annotation, biological process: magnesium ion transport; transmembrane transport. Gene Ontology annotation, molecular function: magnesium ion transmembrane transporter activity. Bases 144 to 1442 code for a protein of 432 amino acids. Gene Ontology annotation, cellular component: membrane. The transcript is spliced from 3 exons. NCBI's taxonomy places the organism in Eukaryota, Viridiplantae, Streptophyta, Magnoliopsida, Brassicales, Brassicaceae. The record is from RefSeq and is a predicted model, not a curated record.